Ctenocephalides felis (cat flea) is the source of this 589-nucleotide messenger RNA. Its product is annotated as ras-related protein Rab-21-like. Gene Ontology annotation, biological process: Rab protein signal transduction. Lineage: Eukaryota; Metazoa; Arthropoda; Insecta; Siphonaptera; Pulicidae. The record is from RefSeq and is a predicted model, not a curated record. Gene Ontology annotation, molecular function: GTPase activity; GTP binding.
AAUUAAAGAGUAUUAUAUUUAUUUAAUAAAAAUGGCAAAUGGCAACGUUUCACAAAACAAUAAUUAUAAUUUUAAAGUAGUUUUACUGGGCGAAGGCUGUGUUGGAAAGACUUCUUUAGUUUUGCGUUAUGUUGAAGACAUUAAUGAAAGACAUUUAUCCACAUUACAAGCUUCAUUUUUACAAAAACUUAAAUUAGAUGAUAAACAAAUUAAUUUGGCCAUAUGGGAUACAGCAGGCCAAGAAAGGUUUCACGCUUUGGGACCAAUUUAUUACCGGGCUUCAAACGGGGCACUUUUGGUUUACGAUAUCACUGAUGAGGAUUCUUUCCAAAAGGUGAAAAAUUGGGUUAAAGAGCUCAAAAAAAUGUUGGGCUCAGAAAUCGUAUUGAUGAUUGUAGGAAACAAAUUGGAUUUGGAGCAAGAUAGAAAUGUCAGUGUAGAAGAGAGCAGAAAUUAUGCAGCUCAAGUAGGCGCUAAGCAUUUUCAAACGUCUGCAAAAUUGAAUGAGGGAAUCGAAGAAUUGUUUUCAUCACUAACUCGAGAGUUCCUUAUUAUACUAAAUGUUCACCCUUCUACCACAAUCGAAUAA